Molecule: messenger RNA, 753 nt
Organism: Morus notabilis
Lineage: Eukaryota; Viridiplantae; Streptophyta; Magnoliopsida; Rosales; Moraceae
Product: BTB/POZ domain-containing protein At5g60050
Exons: 1
Source: RefSeq, a predicted model, not a curated record
UUCCCACUUUCUCAGCAAAACUUGGAAUCUUUCUUCACUCAAUUUUGUCAAUUCAAUCUCUAGAAAGUUUAGUUUCUUUCCCAAAUUUCCCGAGAAAAUAUCAGUUCUUGCCCGUCUUGAUCUCACUCUCUACUAAUUUCCAUACCAAAAACCUCAAUUCCAGGUUCAAUGGCGGCCGAGAACUCGCUGAAAUCAAGAGAAGUCUCGGCGAUGAUAAAGCAGGGCUUCAUAUCGGACCGUACCCUCUCGUUCUCUCCCUCGAGAUCCAUCUCCAGGCUGUACUCGCCAUUGUCGCCGCCUUCCAAAACCCUCUCCUCACCGCCGCCGUUAUCGCCGUCGCCGGCGAACUCUCACGCCGCUCACAACCAGACGCUAUACGACAUGAUGUCGGAGGAGCAGCACCGCGAGUCGAGGCUCUCCGACGACAAGCGGCGGAAGCUCCACGAGAGGGUCGCGAAGCUCCUCGACAAGGCACCGUUCCGGAGCGGCUCAUCCUCCAGCGACGUGAGGCUCACGGUUGUCUCCAAGGACGGGUUUAGGGUUUCCAUGGACGUCCACGGGAGCGUUCUCUCUUCCAAGAGCCGGUUCUUCGCCGAUAAGCUCCGGCGAGAGCGCGGCGUCGCCCACUCGGUGGAGAUCAGCGAUUGCGACGACGUUGAGGUUUACGUGGAGACCGUGGUGUUGAUGUACUCCGAGGAUUUGAAGAAGAGGUUGAUCGGCGAGGAGGUCUCCAAGGUCUUGGGAUUGCUCAAG